Messenger RNA from Trypanosoma brucei brucei TREU927, 1056 nucleotides. RefSeq lists its product as hypothetical. The record is from RefSeq and is a predicted model, not a curated record. The transcript has a single exon. Lineage: Eukaryota; Euglenozoa; Kinetoplastea; Trypanosomatida; Trypanosomatidae. Bases 1 to 1056 code for a protein of 351 amino acids.
AUGGAGAAGUACAGGAAGUUUGGUGAUGCCGCCACCGGCAUCAAUCCUUUCAUCUCCAUGAAAACUCCAACAGCAUUUUCCACCCUGUUUGCCGCAGUUCUAUUUCCCGUACGCUGCGUCAUUGCGGUUGUCAUAAUGUCGCUAUUGUUUUUGGUGGAUACAUUCAAUUACUUGUUUUACCUUUUGCCGGGCCUUUCGUCUCUGUCGCAUUUGUUGUUCGGAGGGCUGCAGCGUGGGCUGCUGCGUGGCCUCCUAUUCUCCCUCGGUAACGUUUCCAUUGCGCGCGUGCCAACCAGCGGCUCUUUGUCACCUUCCGCUGGGGAUGUGGUGGUCGCUAAUCUUCAGUCUGUUUGGGACAUGUGUGUUAUUGAAGUGGCGGAGCAGAUUCCACUCUUCGUCGCAGCCUUCUACGGUGGCAAAGCCGGAUCUUCCCCGGAAAAGAGCAAAAAAGAUGAAGAUGGUACCCUCUUUGUGAUGAAACCGUCGCCUCUGCAGCGGUGGCGGGUGUGGUGGCACAUUUACAAUACCGGAACCUCUACCUUUCUUUCUACAGUGGCAGACGAUAGCAGUAAUGCCCACAGUGGUGAGGCGCUGCCGAUCGACAUUACUUUGCUUCAACGUCGCUGUCACCGCCUUGGCGUACCACUGGUGCUCUUCGCAGAGGGAAGCUGUACCAAUGGGAAAGGUAUGCUAAAUAUUUCCCCAAUUCGAGUGGGCGUUACACCCGCGCGCUUGCUAGUAAGUGCUCUGAGUUAUGACACAGCGGCCCUCCAUACUGUCGUGCGACCCCAUAGCGUUCUCUCGUAUCUCUUCUCUAUGAGCGCUUCACUUUAUGGGAGCCGCGACCCCGCGUGGUACAGUCCGCAGUUUCCUACGGCCACCGCACGCCUGGCAUCCGUGGGAACCGACCCCCCGGCGGAAGCAGUGGAGGGAGUUGUGGUGGUUGAAGGCACAAAAGUGCGUCAAGUGCUUUGUGGGAUCUCUCGCCCACGAUGUGCGUUGAACGUUGGACUUCGUGAGAAACGUCGUUUCGUUGAGGUUUUCAUGGCUCAGUAA